GUUUCCUGAAGGCCAACAUCGCCUUAAUCAGUUGGAUGCGUGGUCUACAGUUUGCGGGUUAGAAAAACUGACGCGACCACGACGAGGAGAAACAGAAAGUCUUACCUAAAGUAAGGGCUCUUACCCAUCAUCAUGAUUAUGUCCUACUCCCGUCUUUUCGUUCCCGCGGCCCUGUACCGGCGCUGCUUUGUGGCCCUGCUGCUCCUGCUCUACGACAAAAACUCGAGAAACACCGCUUACGCCCAGACCACCGCGACGGACACAACAACUAGUUUUUCCGUCGAGCGCUACGGAUCGAUCGACGCUACUGGCCACGAGAACACCUAUUACCAAGCGUACCAGUACAUCGGCUCGCGGAUUUUGGAGCACGGGAGCAAGAAGAACAUGCGGGUGUUCCGCUGGACGCAGACGGGGGACGUGCAGGACACGGAGAUCCUCGACUGCGCCGUGUGCCCGGGCCGGAAGUACGAGGCGCUGCCCGACGCAAAUUUGUGCAUGUGCCCGACGAACUUUGUCUACUUGGUGGACCCGACGUACCAUGUUGUGCUAGAACUCGCCCCGAACACGACCUACGUAAACUGGCCGAGUCAGUACCGGGUAAUCUCCGGGAUCUACGGGCGACAAGGGUACUUCGACGGAAUUUACGAAAAGUCGCUGUUCAACGGGCCUAUGGGAAUCUCUCUCGGGCGGCACGGAAUCUACAUUGCGGACACAAACAACCACGCCGUGCGGUUCCUGAACUAUGCGCAAGCGUAUUUGUUUUUUUUUGUCGUCUAUGAAUCUCAAUCUGAUGAGGUCGUAGGUAGCUGUGCAUGCAGUAGAUAAACUUGAAAUUGUUAUUCUUAAUAGAUGUUCGUCACCCAUGGUGCGGACGUCGCAGCACCGCUGAAGCUUAAGAAGAAAGGGGCGUGCACGCCCUGGCCUUCAGUUUGCUCUGCCUUUUAUCUUUUGAAAAUCGCUUUACUAAAUCCUCCUUUUUGCUCUGCCUCUUGUUCCCCGGGCCCAACUGGCACCAAGCAGUUUUUUUUCCCCUAGGUUUAGGUUUAGGUAGGCCGCCACCGUCGCCGGCACGGGAUGGCUGCCGUCGCGACCGUCUCACCUUCGAUCCAGCCACCACCCUCAUCUGCUACUCAAGAUCGAUCCAGAAAGGGUUUAGUUUAGGUUUCAGGGUUUAGGAACCAAUCUUAAUAGAUGUUCGUCACCAUCAUUUACACACGCGGCCGUGUUCUUGUUGAUCAUGUACAGAACUAAACACAACUCAGCGCCGCCGAACGCCGUGUGAUGACCCUCGCCGGUCACCCGUCGCUAUCCUGUGCAAAAGUAUCGCACUCCCUGCUACUCGUAUAAAUGCAUUACAAAUUUCCUCAGCAUGAGAAAGAAAAUUUGUAAUGCGGAUUUACCUUAUGAACAAGAUUUGUAAUGCGUGUGUAUGUCCCGCAACGGGGUUCGCCUAUGUCGGUCAUUUGUAUGUGAGGCGAUGGGUUACCCGGUCGGCAGAGCCGAUCCACAACGAGCGAGCGAAUGAUUGCAAUACGAGUACGAUACUUUUGCACAGGAUAGUCCCGCCCCGGCGAGCAGGACGGGCCUUCAAUGUAUGCAGAGUUUCGUUUUCCCACCUCCCUAGGCAACUACGAUCCGGAUCCGGAGAUUUACUUCCCUGCACCGAACCCGGGCAACGAAAAAAUUUUCGUCCUCGAUAACCAUAGCCGGGUGCGUAUGCUGUACAUGGACCACGUGAUCACGCUGGCCGACGGCUCUUGCCGCGCCAUGACGAAGAAGAUGUACCCGGUCCGUGUGAUCGUGCGGGAGGUCGCCUGUCACGACGUGUGGUCCAUCCACAAAACGGGUUCCGUCGAAACCGCGCUUUUCCAGCCCGCGGUCCAGUGUUCCGGGCACGCGGGCACCUGCGCACCAAGGGAGCACCCGGGCUACAGCGACAAACGCGCGAAAAACCUUCUUACCGUGGAGGCGAGUCGACCACAGAUCACGGGCAGAAUGCGGCUGUUGCAGGAGAUGUUUCUCGCGCAGAAAAUGAAGAAGACCAACAGCACGCGGAGGUACCUGUCCGCGCGCAGUCUCCUCGGCACCGGCCGGGCGUUUGACGGGAGGGAUCCGAGCCUGUUUCCCUUUACCAGUUCGGCGGAGAGUGUGAAGACGAGCAUACCAAAUGCAAGUAUGUCUGGGUCUGGGAGAUCGCGAGACUUGUCAUGCUAGUCUGGCAUGACCAGACUCUGAAAUCUGUAUUGCGUGGCCGCGAAAACAAGCUCCUCUUGCCUGUCAUGCAAAGCCGCACUUUCUCAUGCGGAGUACGCAAACCAGAACCACGGAAAAACUUGUCAUGCUUCUUGGCAGCGCAUUACAGUGUGGCCACUAUUCCCUUCUUUGCAUCACAAGUUUCCAGACCACCCAGACAUGUUUGCAAUGCAUAGAGCAGCGAGGACAGCAUUUUCGACGACCCGAGGUUCAAUUAUCCUGUGCAAAAGUUUCGUACUCGUACUAAUUUCGUUUAUGCAUUACCAAUCUUUUUUUUAAGGCAAAUCCGCAUUACAAAUUCAAAUUGUAAUGCUAAGCCAAUUUGUAUAAUUUGUAAUGCAAUUUAUACUAGUACGAUACUUCUGCAUUGCAUAUCAAUCUGUUGGCGGCAAAAACGCUGGAGGACGUGGAGUAUCAAAUGUAAAAAUGUCUGGGUCUGGAACAGAACAACUUGAACUUGUCAUGCUAAAUCUGAUGAAUCAUCAUCAUGUAAAAAUCUGUGUUGCAUGAUUACCAAAAGCUGUGCACUUUUGACCUGAUCGACGAGAGGCAGUUUCUCAUGCAGGAUGGGCAUGAUGGAACUCUCACAGAGUCUGUCAUGCUAUGUCCUUCAUACCAGACCUCAUGGGUCAUGGAAAACCUGCAUGACAAGUCUGACCCUCUUCCAGACCCAGACAUUUUUGCAGUUGAUAUGGAGCCGUGGAGGUUUAAACCAAGUUUCAACGCCGGGAUAGAAGCAGGGCGUGGGGCGGUUAGUAGACAAGAAGAUUCUGCUGAAAAUAGUAGACAGCAGGACCGGAUGCUGAAACAGAAGGAGAUGGUAGGCGGUAAUAAACAGAGCAAAACCUCCUCCACUUCCGCCACAGAAACUAGCAAAGCAUCCGCAAGUAAGAGACAAACACAACAAGAAGACCAGCCUACGAGAACUCCGCCAGCAAGUAAAAAACCCAAGCCUCGGAAAAUGUCGUCUGCACUGCAAUUUGGCGAGGAAUCCACCCUGGUCCAGGACAUCGACAAGAAGAAAAUGAGGACACUGCAGGAGAAAGCAACGCAAAGACAAAUCGACCGCACCGACGGGCCCCAGAGCGGGAAGAAAACAAGCGCAAAGAGCACGGGCGUUCUAGAGCAUUGGAAGCACAUGCGAGGUUGGUAUCAGUGGGCUUUUGGAGGUGGGAGGAAAUAAGUAGGGAAGUUCAAGGACUUGCUGCGACAGGUGGAAGAUUUGGUGCAUGUUGCCAACUACACACGUCGCUGAAGCAAAAGCAAAAUGCGCAUGAAAAUUUUAUGCACUUCAU
Molecule: messenger RNA, 3548 nt
Organism: Amoebophrya sp. A120
Lineage: Eukaryota; Dinophyceae; Syndiniales; Amoebophryaceae
Source: the annotation of a GenBank genome assembly